Monopterus albus (swamp eel) is the source of this 692-nucleotide messenger RNA. Its product is annotated as phospholipase A2-like. The transcript has 5 exons. Bases 204 to 629 code for a protein of 141 amino acids. Gene Ontology annotation, biological process: arachidonate secretion; lipid catabolic process; phospholipid metabolic process. NCBI's taxonomy places the organism in Eukaryota, Metazoa, Chordata, Actinopteri, Synbranchiformes, Synbranchidae. Gene Ontology annotation, molecular function: calcium ion binding; phospholipid binding. The record is from RefSeq and is a predicted model, not a curated record.
UUUUGUUUUACACUUCCUCGUCUGGUCAUUUAAUUGAGUUCACAACACUUUUAGGCCGCAUUACGCACGCAGUUUCUGACAGCUAGGUUGUCAGAAUCGUCUGCCUGAGGAUCUGGGAACAGCUGAAAACGUUCAGAAUUUUCACACCUCCUGUUCUAUAAAAGCAGGCUUCAGCCAAAUUUCAGGUUCUUCUGAUUGUAGCCAUGAAUCUGGCAGCUGCUCUGGUGCUGCUUCUCACUGCUCAUAUGGCCAGCGGUGCCUUGUGGCAGCUUGGGGUGAUGAUCAGCUGUGUCCAGCCUGGUGUUAACCCUCUAGCAUACGACAAUUACGGCUGCUGGUGUGGCAUCGGAGGAGGGGUGGGGGCUCCUCGGGAUGAAGUGGACAUGUGCUGUCAAGUUCAUGAUAAGUGCUAUGACACAAACAGAAAUGUGUCUGGAUGUGACUCCCUUAUGCAACAUCCCUACAUCCUGGUUUAUGGUUACACCUGUUCAAAUCAGCAAGUGACCUGCUCAGCUACCAACAAUAGGUGCCAGGCUGCUGUGUGCAAGUGUGAUCGGGAAGCAGCUUACUGCUUCGCUAAGGCCACAUACAACCCUGGAAACAAGAACCUGAAUCGCAAAGUCUGUUAAAAUCCAUGCCCCUUAAAAAAAAAAAAGAAUGGUGGAUUUGAAACAUGUUUUCAAAAAUUUCAU